Molecule: messenger RNA, 948 nt
Organism: Dromiciops gliroides (monito del monte)
Lineage: Eukaryota; Metazoa; Chordata; Mammalia; Microbiotheria; Microbiotheriidae
Gene: FAM170B
Product: family with sequence similarity 170 member B
Exons: 4
Coding region: 1-948 (315 amino acids)
Biological process (GO): fertilization
Source: RefSeq, a predicted model, not a curated record
AUGAAACGCCAUUAUGUUGACACUGGGAAUGAGAAGGAUCUGCCCUAUAGCAAGGCUCCAUGCCAACCUGCUGAGGAAUUGGAUGAUGUGAACUGGGUACCUUUUUGGGAGCAGGCAGGAGAUGUGAAAGAAGAAGAAUCUGCGCCUGUCCCUGGACCUUCAAUAAGCAGAGCCCAAGAUACUGGCUUAGAGUCCAAGACUCCUAGUCAGCAGGGGAGAAGUAGGAGGACUCCCUCAGCUUACCAGUCUUGUUCACAAUAUUACUCUUGCUUCUCUUCGAUAACCAACUCAGAGGAGAACAAGUCUCUUCAAAACACAUGUGCCUUUUACACCCGGGUGCAAACGGUCCAGGGAGUGGCUGUGGCCUGGGAGACAGAGUCUGGGUUUGAGCCAAUUGGUAUCAGGCCUCGAGUAAGGGAGGCUGAAUUCACUGAGAGGCAGAGGAGGGACAGGUCUCCCCUUGAAAGUAUUUCUACUAGCGACCUAGUCAGUGAGACUGAUUCUUGGGAGGGAGAUGCCAUUCAGGAAUUUGAAGAGCCUGAGACACCAGUCCCAUCAGACAGUGCCCAAGAGACAAGGGAAACACCUGAUUGGCUGAUCACUACCAACUAUGGCCUCCGCUGCUUGGCCUGUUGCAGAAUCUUUCCCAACCUGGAAGGCCUCAUACACCAUGCCCAGCACGGGCUCAAGGAGGGUUUCAGCUGUCGUAUUUUCUACAGGGAAAUGCUUCAGAGAAGACAAUCUCAGAGUCAGCUGCAGGAUCAACUGUCAGAGGACCAGGAUGAGAGCCAGUCCCAUAGUAGUGAACCUAGCAGAAUGCCUCUAGAAAAAAAAAUCUUAUCAGAAUUUAAAUGCAUCUCAGCAACAACAGCCAAUGAGAAGCAUCCCAGGAAGUCCUGUGCCAUCUCCAAGGAAAUGGAUCAUCACAGAGAUCCAGAACAGAGCUAA